CGUUAAUUUUUUUGUCGACAAGUACCUAAGAAAAAAGAAAAAAGCAUGUCAAAGCACCAUCCAGACCUUGUAAUGUGUAGAAAACAGCCAGGAAUCUCUAUUGGAAGGUUAUGUGAUAAAUGUGACGGAAAAUGUCCAGUUUGUGAUUCAUAUGUACGUCCGACGACGUUAGUUAGGACGUGUGAUGAGUGUUCAUUUGGUAAUUAUCAAAGCAAAUGUAUUAUUUGUGGUGGAGAUGGUAUUUCAGACGGGUAUUAUUGUUUUGAAUGUACGAGACUUGAAAAGGAUAGAGAUGGAUGCCCAAAGAUUAUAAAUCUAGGAAGUUCAAGAACAGAUCUGUUUUAUGAGCGUAAGAAAUUCAAAUUAGGAGGAGGACAAAGAUAGAUAGAUGUUUGUUGUAUAAUUUUUGUAAUUGGGGAAGAGGAGGAG
This is a messenger RNA of Pneumocystis carinii B80, 429 nucleotides long. RefSeq names its product PHD finger-like domain-containing protein 5B. The transcript has 4 exons. Gene Ontology annotation, cellular component: catalytic step 2 spliceosome; U2 snRNP; precatalytic spliceosome. Bases 46 to 384 code for a protein of 112 amino acids. Gene Ontology annotation, biological process: mRNA splicing, via spliceosome. The record is from RefSeq and is a predicted model, not a curated record. Lineage: Eukaryota; Fungi; Ascomycota; Pneumocystomycetes; Pneumocystales; Pneumocystaceae.